GCGGAGUCUCUACAGAAACAUACAGACGGAGGAUCCUGUUCGCACGAGUCAGCCACCUCGCAUGCGACAUUUUACCUGGUGAUUUAUUAGCCAAAUCGCUAGGAAAUACACCGGUUGAGAUUGCUUCAACCAUUCUGUACAAGUAUUUUUGGUCAGUACUGAUAUCUUUAGCAGAAAGCUCCG
Molecule: messenger RNA, 183 nt
Organism: Acanthoscelides obtectus
Lineage: Eukaryota; Metazoa; Arthropoda; Insecta; Coleoptera; Chrysomelidae
Source: the annotation of a GenBank genome assembly